AUGGCAGUUGCGACGGCACACGGCACACACGCAGUCGUCUGCCUCGCGGCGCACGAGCCCACCGGGCUCGUCGCGGUCGCCUUCGAGUCAGGCGCUUGCCACCUUCUCGCCACUCCGGCUGACACCGAUUACGCGGACUCGACGCCGUCCGCCCUCUCCUGCCUCAGCGUCGGGCAUCAGCGUGGCACGCGCUGCCUCGCCUUUGCCACCACGACCGCCACGGACGCCGUCGCGCUCGUGAGCGGCGGCGAUGAUGGCUGCGUGCACAUUGAGACCUGCCACGUGAAUAGUGCACGGGUCGCCGGUCGCGGCUGCCAGGACUGCCACGGCCAGGCCCAGGUGGCCACGUCAGCCCCGCGCGAUUGCGCGAUUGAGGCCGAGCGUGAGAGCGGGGCGACGACCAAGCGGCGCCGCCUCCUCAUCGACGAGGUUGUCGCGGACUCGACCCAUUGGGCGGUCCCGCUCGGCCGCUCCGUCUGCGUCGGCCUCCUCUCCUCCGGGCAGGCCGUCGCACGGCUCGGCCUCCUCGAUCACGCCGUCGACGCUCUCCAGCUGGUGGCACCCGCCGGCACCGUCGCCGCGGCUACCUUUGGCGGAGUCAGUCUGUGGGCUCGAGGCGGCGGCGGUGGCGGGGCGGGGGCAGCCAGCGGCGGCGAGGGCGAGUACGUGCCGGAGCACGCGUCAGAGUACGUGCCUCUGCCUCCGCGCGAUCUCGCUGCGGCGCGCGGCGGCGCCGCUGCCUCCCUGCAGUGCGACGGCUGGGCGCGCUCGCUGGUCGCGUCGCCAGACGGCGCGUGGCUGGCGGCGUGGGUGGUCGUGGCCGGCCUCGACGCAACGGCCUCCUCCAAGCUGUGGCUGUGGCGCUGCGCCGACGGCAGCCCCUCCCCCACCCGCCCUCGGCCGAGCGACGUCCGCCACGUGUCCGCCACGUGUCCGCCACGUGUCCGCCACGUGUCCGCCACGUGUCCGCCACGUGUCCGCCACGUGUCCGCCACGUGUCCGCCACGUGUCCGCCACGUGUCCGCCACGUGUCCGCCACGUGUCCGCCACGUGUCCGCCACGUGUCCGCCACGUGUCCGCCACGUGUCCGC
Emiliania huxleyi CCMP1516 is the source of this 1091-nucleotide messenger RNA. RefSeq lists its product as hypothetical. NCBI's taxonomy places the organism in Eukaryota, Haptophyta, Isochrysidales, Noelaerhabdaceae. The transcript is spliced from 3 exons. The record is from RefSeq and is a predicted model, not a curated record. Gene Ontology annotation, molecular function: protein binding. The annotation marks the transcript as partial.